Messenger RNA from Choloepus didactylus (southern two-toed sloth), 1005 nucleotides. RefSeq names its product olfactory receptor 4F6-like. Gene Ontology annotation, molecular function: G protein-coupled receptor activity; olfactory receptor activity. Lineage: Eukaryota; Metazoa; Chordata; Mammalia; Pilosa; Megalonychidae. Gene Ontology annotation, cellular component: membrane. The record is from RefSeq and is a predicted model, not a curated record. Gene Ontology annotation, biological process: G protein-coupled receptor signaling pathway.
AUGAACAAACAAAAUUACUCUGAGGUGUCUGAACUUGUGUUCCUGGGUCUUUCUUCUUAUAGACCAAUGCAGCAUUUACUUCUUGCCUUCUCUGCAAUGUUUUAUGUAACAAUUGUUCUGGGAAACCUCAUGGUUGUGCUUACAGUGACAUUUGAUCCUCAUUUACAUACUCCCAUGUACUUCCUGUUAGCCAACCUCUCAUUUAUUGACUUGUGUCUCUCUACCCUAACAGUUCCUAAGAUGAUUUCUGACUUGUCCUCUGGGCACAGAACCAUAUCCUUCCAGGGGUGCAUCAUGCAGAUAUUUGUUCUUCAUGCCCUGGGUGGGUCUGAGAUGGUCCUGCUCAUAGCCAUGGCUUUGGACCGUUAUGUGGCCAUCUGUAAGCCCCUCCACUACCUGACUAUCAUGAGUCCAAGGAUGUGCAUUUUGCUUCUGUCUGGUGCUUGGGCUGUUGGUCUCAUUCACUCUGUGGCACAGUUAGCUUUUGUUGUUCAUUUGCUUUUUUGUGGCCCUAAUGAGAUAGACAGCUUUUACUGUGAUCUUCCUAGGUUUAUCAAACUUGCCUGCACAGACACCUACACACUGGAGUUCAUGGUUGCUGCCAACAGUGGGUUCAUUUCCAUGGGCACCUUCUUAUUAUUGAUUAUCUCCUAUGUCUUCAUCCUACUCAGUGUAUGGAAAUGCUCUUCAGCUGGCUUGUCCAAGGCUUUCUCUACUUUGUCUACUCACAUCACUGUGGUGGUUUUGUUCUUUGGACCAUGCAUCUUUGUCUAUGUGUGGCCAUUUCCUACAGUGCUGGUGGAUAAGUUUCUUGCCAUUUUGGACUUCAUGAUUAUACCCAUCCUGAAUCCUGCCAUUUACACUUUGAGAAACAAGGACAUGAAAAUGGCAAUGAAGGGACUGAGUUGUCAACUCUUGAAUUUGAGGAAGAUACGCCCAAUAACUAGUGUGAAUAGAUGUUGCAUUGUGUGUAUUCCAACCACUUUAAGACAAAUGUUUAUAUAA